AUGAUCUCGUGGUUGCCAUGUAGAAACUCGAGAACCAGCGGCUGGAAGAGGCGGCUCGGCAGCGACAAGAGGAGCUCAGAAGGCAGCAGGAGGCCGAGCGCAAGCGUCUUGAAGACGCAGCGGCGACUGCAGGAGCGUGAGGAGAUCCGACGGAGGAAGGCGGAGGAGGAAGAGCGCAUUGCGAACCUCGAGAACGACGAGAGGCUGGUGAUCGCAGGAAUUGAAAAGCAGCUGAAGCUUAUUGGGGCCUUUUGGACGUCGACGCUGCCAUCUCGUGGAGAUGACGAAGCACUGCCGAUGUGUGUGGCAGUGCUAACUGUACGAGCCCUGGAGAAUCCGAUCUUAGGCUUGGACGAGGAUGUUAUCCUCGUUGGCGACAACACUGCAAAGAUCCACGGGUUUGACCGGAAGACGAAGAAACUUUUGUUCACUUCCUCUUGGGAAAGUGACGUGGAUGAAAGUCUUGCACUACGAACACCCUUGGCGAUGGCUUCGACUCGGUGCGGCAGGCUUCUAGUGUGUGAGCAGGGGUGUGCCCGCGUUGCAGUGAUCGAGCUCCGCGUUCUCUUUCAACUGUACUGGACCUGCGCUCUCGCCAACCAGGUGACUGGAGGCCAGACUUGCAACUUUGACGCAUCAACAGCUCGAACUGCUUUCAUUGACGGGAACUUGCAGCUCACUCUGCCUCGAGGUCUUGCGGUGGACGACGCGGCUGGCGAGUUUUACGCUAGCGAUGAGGCAACCAACUGCAUCAGAGUGUACAAGCUUCCGACGAACUCUAUCGCCAAAGGAGUCACGCUCGAGCGAAGUAUUGCUGGUUCUCGGGGAAUCGUGAUGAAGCGACCGACAGGCUUGGAUCUUUCGCAUUAUCACGUGGUCGUGUGCGAUACAGGCAACUCUCGCUUAGCCGUAUUCGCCAAGCGUGGAGCUUUCGUGCUGACAAUUGGCCGCAAGGGACUGCACGGUGGCGAGUUCUAUGAUUUACGAGACGUCAAGCUGGCUAACGUUCGAAAGCGAGCUAUUACUCGUGGAAUUCAGCCUGAAGCCGACGCUGGGAUCUCGAAUGAGCAGUUUGAAGCUAUCGUGGCAGACUGUGGCAACUAUCGAGUACAAAUACUCAACGAGCGCGGGGAGUUUUUAAGGCAAUUGUCGCUACUCGGAAGUCUGGAUCAAGUUGUAUUUCAACAUGAUCAGUUUGCAAGCCUACGAGCUGAAAUCGAGAGAGAAUACGCAGCGCUGCACCAGCGUUCACCUGUUUUAUCUGGUAAUCGCAUGGACGACAUUUACAGUCUUGCGACGAAGCUGCAUCCGACGUGCAACCUAUACGCUCGCCUCACAUCGUACCAAAUGGAGUGGCGUGAUAAGCGCUCACAUUUCCACCACCCAUUAGCGCUUGCGUACGCUCCAUCUGAGCGAGAGAUCGUUGUGGCCGACCGUGAAAAUGCCAGUGUGUACACGUACAACUUCGACGCUGCCGGCUGCACUUGGCUCCAGCUCCCAAGAAAUCAGCUUCGAGGAGUUUGCAGCGUGCACAGCUGUCUCCAGCUCAGCUUUACCAUUGGCAAUCCUGAAGAGCAGGCAAAGGAUACACCAAAGAAGACGUGGCUGUAUGUGAGUGAUCCGACGGCACAUCGAGUGGCUGUUCUCGAUUCAAGCAACCUGAAUUUGCAGUUUUUCAUCGGCGCCACUACGUACGGCGAUCAGCCGCUCUGCUCGAAUGGAUUUAAGCCCGGAGAGCUGAAUCACCCGUCAUUCCUCGCAACCUACAGCGUAGGCGAUGACGAAGUAUCUGCAAUUAUUGAAGGUAGCAACUCUUCUCAUCCACGCACUAUGCUAGUGAUCAGCGACAGUGGAAACCAUUCUCUAUCGCUUUUCGAUGCCCGAAAUGGUUCGUUCUGCGGUCGGAUCGGCGAGGGCUUUGGUCAUGUCGAGGGAUUCUUCGACUCGCCUCAAGGCAUAGCGGUUUGGAACAACCGACUACUCUUUGUAUCCGACCAAUGCAAUCAUCGCGUACAAGUAUUCGACUUGCAAACUCGUCGUUUCACGCGAGCUUUCGGUCGUCUGGGCACGGCACCUGGAGAAUUCAACUUUCCUACGGGCCUUGCACUCUGUUCAGCACUUCCUGAAACUCCGAAAUGCAAUUUUGGUCCUCAUCGUUCCGACAAACUCGUCGUUGCCGACACUGGUAAUUGUCGGGUACAAGUCCUUGACCUAAACGGCGGCGCACAACUCGUUUUGGAUGCGAAAGCCACGCCAUUUGACCAUCCACUUUCUCCCGUUGGAGUGUCGGUGCAACAGCGCAGCGGAUACAUACUGGUGAGCGAUGUUGCGAACCGCUGCGUGGUUAUUUUCACGAACUAUGGCGAAUUUCUCUCAGCUUUUGGAGCUACAGGCGAGGUGGAGACCCGCUUUGUCCAGCCCGCUGCUGUAGUUAUUGUCCCGCUGAGUACUGGUACCGAGUUAUUGCUAGCUGCUGACGCUAGUCGCUGUGAUAUUAGUUCAUUCAAACUCCGGUUGUAA
Messenger RNA from Phytophthora sojae, 2520 nucleotides. RefSeq lists its product as hypothetical. Bases 1 to 2520 code for a protein of 839 amino acids. Gene Ontology annotation, molecular function: protein binding. The record is from RefSeq and is a predicted model, not a curated record. The transcript is spliced from 4 exons. NCBI's taxonomy places the organism in Eukaryota, Oomycota, Peronosporomycetes, Peronosporales, Peronosporaceae.